AUGGAUAAAUUUCCCGGAGAUGUUGAAAUGGCUGAAAAGUUAACAGGAGGAGAUCCUGAUAUAUUAAGUCUUGAUAAAUUUUGUCCAGAAGAGAAGCCGAACAUAUCGGCUUUAUUUGGGGACAAGAAAAUUCCUAAAAAGAAACGAGAUCGUGAUGAAAGUCGUAGAAAAAGCGAUGGUAUGGAGGUUGUACGAAAAAUUACACAUCCAAGAUUUUUGAAAGAAAGUGAUCAUGAAAUUCGAAUACGUCAACAACCUAGCAGCUUACCAUCUACACCAAAUAAUAGUGGUUCUCCGCAAUAUCCCUGUCAUUUAUGUAAUUUUACUUCUUCACGAGUUAAUGUCAUCAUUUGUCACAUAAAAAGCCAUAGAUCUGGAAAUUCACCAAUGUCAAAAUCUAAAGUAAAAACUUAUUCUCAACAUAGAAGUAGAUACUCUGAUGUGGACACUCCAAAAAGAAAAUACACAAAAAAAGAAAAAGGCCAGUCAAAUAAAAAUAAAAGUAACAGCGAAUCUGGCAAAAGAAAACAAAUUAAACAAAAUGAGAAAGCUCCUAAAAAGAAAAAGGUUUCAGAUCCUAAAAUUCGUGAUACCAUAUUAGCAGAUUGGGAAGAUGAAUCAGACGAAGACCUUAAUUUAAAUCAGAGUACUGAUUUAACAUCUAUGAACAAUUCAUCGCCAAAAAAUCAAUUUGAUUUUGAAAAGUCAGACGAGCCUAACGAAAAGAACAAUACACUACCAGAGGCCAAUGAAAUUAUUGCAGAAACUGAAAAAUUACUUAAAGAAACCGAAAAGCUUACAGCAAUUAACAUAACAGAAGAUUCUUCAUCUGAUAGCAUUAAUACUGCAAAAAAUCUGAAAUCAAAUCUUUCUGAUAAACAAUCUGAAUUAACGAAAGAUGCUAGAAUAUCUGAUGUUGAGAGUAAUGAAUCUAUUAACAAAUCACAGAUGGAAAAAGAAACUUUUAAUAUUGAAAAUGAAAGUAAAUCUGUUGCAUCAAAUAAAGAAGAUAAAAAGUCAUUGCUAUCGUGUUUUGAUUUCCACGAAGAGGAACCAUCUAUACCUCCAGUAAGGAAAAAAUCACGUGCAUUUCAUCAGAAAAAGGAAAUAAUAAAGGAAUUUGAAAUGAGUCAAGCUUUAAAAAUUGAACAAGAAAAGGAAAUUGAACAUAAUAAACCAGAAGAUGAAGAUAACAAUACUAGUCCGAAUGAAUAUGAAAGAUUAGAUACACAAACAUCUUUAAGUGAACAAAAAUUAGAAAAAAGUGAAAAUAAUGACAAAGUUGUAAUUAAUGAGAAAGAGACAAGUACUAAACUUGAACAAAUACAGGAAAAUAUUAAAUCUGAAAAGGAAUCAGUAACAACACAAAAGUCUAAAACUUGUGAAACACAAUUAGAAAUCGUAGAAAUAUUUGAAGUUGAAAAAGUUGAAGCCGAAAAUGGAAAUGUUAUAAAUGCUUCAAAAAAUAUUGAUGUAGAAAAUUCUGCAACGUCAAAUAUCAAUAAAAAAUUGACAGAAAACAAAAAUUUGGAUGUACAAAAUAUUGAUGAUAAACAAACAGAUAUUAAAGAUGCGAUUAUCAGUGAAAAUACAGAAAAUGUAAAACAUGAUCAUUUAAAGCAAACUGAAGAAACUUUGUCUGAGCGAUUUACAAUAGAAACAGAAGAUGAAACUGUUUCUGAAUCAGCUGAAACAUUUCCAGAGCAAAGUGAAAAUUCAGAUGCGGAUAUGCUAGAUCAAGAUCAAGUGCCUAAUUCAAAUUCUACAAAUGUUUUAUCAGACGGCGAUCAGUUAAAUAUUAUCCCCCAAGCUCGUAAACAUAGAGGUAGAUCAAGAAGAUCAGGAUCUAUUCGUACUAGCACUAGUGGAAGUCCUAGUGGUAGUGAGAGCCCAAAAAUAGUAAGAGAUAGUAAGAGCAAUUCAAAAGUAUUUGAAAAAUUUGGAAUAGAAAGAAGAACUUCAGAAUCUGAUAGUGAACGUCCAUACAGUCGAAGAAAACGAAAACCAAAUAAAAAAUAUUUAGAAUCCGAUAUAUAUGUACAAGAUGUAGAUCAAAAGAUAUAUAAGACUGAUGAAAGUCAAUCUGAAAAUGAGGAAAAAUCUUCUGAAAAAAUAAAAGUCAAAUCAAAAAGAAAUAAGAAAUUUAUAGAAAUUAUUAAAAAAAUAAAUGAUGAUAUUGAUCUCAAAGAAGAAAAGGAAAUAGAAAUUUCCUGCAAUACAGUGGAUACAACAGAAAAUAAUGUUAAUUCUUCAAAUAUAGAAUUGAAAGAUGGUUUAUUUGAGAAUACAUUCAAAAACCAAAUGCUUAUAGAAUUAGAUACGAAAUCUGUUGACAAUCAAACUCUCAAUGAGAGUCCUAAAAAAUUACAAGUACCAAAUGAGGAAAAAAUUUCAGUAAAAGAAUCUGAUACACCUGUUCUUGAAGAUACAAGUUCCUCAAUUAUAGAAGAUAAUACUGUUAAAUUUGAAAGUACAAUUCUUGAACAUGAGAAAAUGAAAGAUAAUGACACUGAAAGUAUAUUAACUCCAAGUAAUCUUUCACAAGGAGCUUUAAAAGAUCUAGAAUCUUCCAAUUCACUGGAACUAUCGUCAGAGAAAGAAUCAUCUCAUCAACAAUUAGAUACCUUAAAAACUGUAGACAUGCUUCCUCCUAAAAAGUCUCAAAUAAAGAAAUUUGAAUUAUCACAAAUUGAUUUUUUUGAUACUGAUGUCUCUACUCAAAAACUUACUAUAGAUUCUGGAUUAAACAGUGAAGAAGAAAAAAAGGAAAAUUUAAAUAUGAGUGAAAUAAUUGAAACUAGUACAGAUUUAGCGGCAAUUGAUUCUUUAAAGCAAAAAGAAGAUGUUCCAGAAAAGCUUGAAACAGAUACAAAUAAUAUCGAAAUUAUAAAAGAUGCAAAUCAAAUAGAAGAAGAAAAUAAAAUUAAAACUGAAGAUACAGCUGUAUCAAUAAAUCAAAAAGUUGAGCAUACGGAAAUGGAAACAUCAGAAAAAGAAGAACAAAAAAUUGAAUUAGAAAACGUUAGACAACAGUCAUCUACAGAUUCAACAAAUAUAUUAAAUGAGCAACAAGUUCAAAAUAAAACAUCUAUACAAACAAGAUACAAAGGAAAAUUUACACCAGAUACGUGCACUAGAUUAAAAAAAGAUAAAGAAUUAUUUUCUGAAGAAAAAUCAACAAAUACAUUCCAAGAAGCCUUCUUAAAAACUUUGCAUAUGGACAAGAAAAAAGGUAUAAUGAAUGAUUCUGAUACAACUGGAAAAGGAAAGAAAAGUAAGAAGUUAAUGAAGAAAAAGCUUGAAGAAGAAAUAGGUACGAAUAUAUCUUCAGAGAUAACUCAGACUGUGACAACUGAAGGUUCAAAUACAUCAGAAAAUUUUCCUAUUCUUUCUCAAGUCACUGUUAUGAGCAAUUUUGAAGGUAUGGAAGUAGUAGUUGAUCAAAAUCCUGAAAUCGACACUAAAGUUGAUGAGACUAUUUUUCAAAAUGUUGAUCAACUUACAUCAUCAUCAUCAUCAAAUGAAUUUAAUAUUAUGUCUAAAUCAUUGAUACAAUCACCUACUGAAGAAAGUACUAAAUCUAUCAGUAUAGAUGUGCAGAAGUUAGAUGAAUCUUCAAGAACAUCAACUUCUACACCUUCUCCAUCAUCUGAUAUUAAUGUGCCAGUAAAAAAACGUGAAAUGCCACGAAUAAUUGAAAAUGUAACAUUAACGGAACCUAUGCAAAUUUUAAAGUCAAAAUUAUUAGAUAAAUUACCACAGAAAGGAGUAAAACAUAAACUAGAAACAGAUAGUACAAAAAAAUCUGACCAAAAGGGUUCUCCAAAAACAAAAAUGAUGAAAAUUGAAUCUUCAAAUACCAAAACUAAAACUGGUUCAAAGGUUACAUCUCCACAUUUAUCUUUGACUAAAAAAUUACAAGUUUUAAAAGCAGAAGAAGCAGAAACAGCUGCAAUGAUAGAAGCACAAAAUGAACAGUUAAAUGUAAAAAUUUCAAAAACUCCCGCUACAACUACUACAACUGAAAGAUAUAUUCAACAAAGUUCACAAAGCUUAGCAGACAUGGAACUAGAUAUAAAUUCAAUGCCAUUUGUUUUAAGUGAAGAUGUUCUAACUCCAGAAAGCAUUGAACAAAUGCCUGUUGUUAUAUCUUCUAUUAUACCUGCAUCUAGUACAAUUCCAGCAACAUUAUCUUUUACACCAACUACACAAAUAGUAUCUCCCACUCAAACUCAAUUUAAAUCGAAUGAAAAUACAAAUGAAGUAUCACCUACAAAGAAAAAGAGUGGUACACCAGCAAUUUUGAAAAAUAAAACUAAAGCAAAACCUACAAUUACAAGUAUAAAAACGCUGGUACCACCACUUACAGGUGGUGUGAAGGGUAUAAAAUUUCAAAAUGCACCAGCAACGAAUAAAGUACCACCACUUUUAACGCAAAAAGGCUCAUCAGGAAAGUAUGUAGUGGUACAAACUUCUGGAGGACAACAAUUGCGAUAUGGUGUUCAAGGAAAAACAGGUAUGCAACAAAAAAUUGCUAUACCUGGUAAAAGUGCUGGAAAUACACAAGUGGUUCACCAAGGCAGUAAAGUAGUUAUAUUAACAUCAGCACAAUCAGGUCAAACUAAAAUGCUGCCUUUAAAUAUCUCUAAAACACUAAGUGGCAAAGUUCAAAGAAUUAUGACAAGUAAAGGUCAAGUAUAUCCCAUCAGUCCUCAGGGUAUCAUAAAUUCAAAAACACUUAUUGCUCCAAAAGGAGAUGGUGUUUCAGCAACAACAUCUAAGCUUUCUGCUGGACAUAAGAUAAUUAACACACAAGGUAUCAUAGCUCCAAAAGGAGUUCUAACUCCUAUUUCAGGAGCAAUUGGAAAGACUGCUUUACUAGGAACAUUGUCUCAAGGAAUUAUCACAAAAGAUGGAAUCUAUACGCCGAUAAGCACUUCUACUUUAGGCGGAAAAACUAUUAUUGGUUCAAAAGCUUUGGUUACAAAAGGUACAACUAUUUUAUCUUCACAGAAUUUAGGUACUUCUAAAGCUAUUUUGACUUCCAUAUCUCAAGCUAUUAGUGGUAAAACUAUUUUGAGUACUCAAGGUAUAGUAAGCAACAAAGCAACAGUUUUGACACCAAUAACAGGACAACAAGUGAAAGCUAUUGCAGCAAAAAGUCCAUCUAAAGGAAGUAAAGUACAAUAUCAGUCAGUGCAACAAAAAGUGCAACUACCAAUGUUACAAAAGUCACAGAAAGUUCCUACUACUUCACAAGGAAGAUCUGGGCAAGUAAAAACUGGUAGCAGCAGUGCAGUAGUAAUGCAAAAUACAGUUCCUGCACAGAAGACUAUCCAACAAGGAAAGAAAGUAAUUAAACAAACAGUUGUACAGCAAGGUUCCACUAUUCAAAAUAUUCCAUCUCAGGGUACUCAACAGACAAUCGGCAUGAGUUCUCAAAUUCAGCAGAAAGGAAAAUCUGUACCUACAUCAACUGUACAAAAAGUUAUUAUACCUCGAGGUAGUCGACAACAAAAAACACAACAAAAAAUAGUUGUUCAAAAAAUACAAGAACCUAUAAUUACGACUGUACAAAAUAUGCAGUCCAAACAAACAGUCACAGUACCAUUAACUACUGUGUCAAAUGUAUCUAAAACAACGAGUCAGCAAAAACAGGCAGCUAGUACUACAGCAACUACAAAAUUUACUGCAAAAGGUCAAGUAGCAAAUAAGUCUACCACACAACAGCAAAAGAAUUUGAUGAACAUUGCAAUGAAUUCAGUAACUGCAACUAAUGUUUCCACAUCUUUAUCUCUUCCGCCAUUAGAACCUAUUGAAUCUGAAAAGAAAUCAAAAAUAGAAAAUGUAGUUGUUGAAUCUAUUCAGAAAGAUCAGCCCAAAUUAGAAAACUUCAAUAUUGAGAAAAGUGGUGAAAUAGAAAAAAUAGAAGAACCAAAAAUAACAACACAACCACAAAUAAUGGCUCUACCAACAGAAAGCAGUGAUGGAACACAAACUUAUGUUUUAGUAACUAUUGACGAACAAGGACAAAUACAACCUCUUGAUAAUAAUACUCUUAUGUCAUUAGAAGGUACUACACAAAAUCCAGAUGGCACAAGAACAUUAUACAUAGAUCCUAGUUCAUUAGGAGAAGCAGGCACCAUAGACAAUAUUGUUCUACAGUUUGAUAAUGCUGUAUUACCAAAUAUACAAACUAAUGCUACAGAAUCCAAUCAAGCAAUUAUAUCAGAAAGUCUUUCUACUUCAGAAGUAAUACACACAUCGAAUCAAGAUAUUUUAGCUGCUGCUUUGGCAAAUACAGAUUUUCAACAAGAAAUUAGUUUAACAGAGAAUCCUACAGGAAAUGUAAUGACCACUGGUUUGACUCAAACAAGUUUAAUCAAUCAAACUAUUUUGCAGUCAACUAUCAUACCUCCUACAGAACCAAUAUCUUCUCCCUCUGUGCUUGAAACUUCACUGACUUUAAAUCAACCCAUAAUGACGCCUUUAGAAGUACCUAGUAAUUUAUCAAUACAAUCAGAAUCAACUCCAACUUCUGCUGUGGCAACCAUCCCGUCUUCUCUCGAAUUACCAAUAACAAUCACAAGUCCUAAUAUUUCAUACAUUUCAGCGGGAGAAGCACAAAUACAAAUUCCUGGUAAUUCUAUGCCAGAUAUUGGAGAAAUCAUGGAAAAUUCAAAUACAACUGAAAUCACUCAAACGGAAAUCCCUGCAAGUACUCAAUAUGUAGUAUUACCAAAUUUAGAGGAUAAUAUUACUGUUGAAACUUCAAAUGAGCAGAGUAAUACUAUUUCAAUGCCUAAUGUUUCGUAUUCAGUUUCAAUACCAAAUAAUAUAGUGUUACAAAAUUCACAAGUUCAAACUACUCCUUCAAUGCCGAUAAUAGAUGAUACCUAUGUUGAAAAUGUGCAAUUUACUUCAACUAUAGAACCAUCAAUAGCUACAGAACAAACUUUUGUAGAUGUGCCUGUUUCUGAAAUGCUUGUUUCAAAACCAGUUGAUUCCAAGAAAAAUAUAAAAUCAGAAGAUGUUGCUGUAACAUCAGAAAUGGUAUCUCAUAGUAUUCCUGUAUCUUCCCAGGAAUCUAUUGUAUCAACAAAUGAAUCUUCUUUAUUAAAUGAAGAACAAAAUACAAUGCCUUUACAAGAAGUAUACUCUUCUCAAGAAAUUUCUAUUAAGUCAGAGGAGAUGCUCUUGGAACAAACAGUUACUAAAGAGAAUAAUGUGGCAACUGGUAGCCAAAAUGAAGAAGUUAGUAAUAAUGAUAAUAUAGUACACGUACAAAUUGUUGAACAAUCAGAUGAUGCAAUGACAAGUAGUAUGUCAAUAAUGGAUGAAAAUACUUUAGUUACCUCUGAGUCUAAUGUAAAAAUUUCACCUAAAGAACACGCAAGUUUUGAAGUUUCAGAUUCAAAUGAAAUCGAUACAAAUAGUUCACGAAACAUAGUUCAAGAAACAGAGAAUAUAAAAAGAUUUAAAGAAUUGAGUUUUAACGAACAAUCUGAUAAUAAAUCUCAGUCUCCCAUAUGUGAAGAACAAGCAGCAACAUCUAAUGAAGUAGAAAUUGCUCAAGAAGGAGCACAAAUUUUACCAGCAGAAUCACUCAAUCGUUUAGAUGAACACAGUAUGGAUAUAGAUGAGACUAUUGAAUCAAAGAUUUAUGCUGCAAAUGCAAUGAAAAAAUCAGAAGAUUCUCAAAGGGAUGAACCAUCAUCUCAAGGUGAAUCAGAUUUGGUCCAAAGAAAUCUAGAAUUACAUUUUGAAGAAACAAAUGCAGAGGCAAGCCAUGAAACACCAUCACAAUCAUAUGAACAGUUUGGAAUAGCAAUGACUAGCGAUUCCACUGAUUUACCUAGUCAAUCUGCUACAAAAUCUGAAAAUUCUAGAGAACCUUCGCAAUCAAUAACAUAUGAACCUAUGGAAACAGAUGAAGAAGCUGUUGCGACAGAACCACCGACACAAUCAUUUGAACAUUCAAAAAUAAAUGAAGCUUCUCAAUCAUAUGAAACAUCUGCAGAAGCAAGUACAAAUGCACCUACCCAGUCUUUUAAUGAAUUAAUGCAAAGUCAAGAAGAAAGAUCGACUAUCGAUGAUGCGAUUGAUGAUCAAACGUUUCCAACACAGAGUUAUGAAGUUGGUAAAGCAGAAAAUAUUCCAGAAAAUUUAGAAACAGAUGGCGAAAUUAGUCAGGAAGGAAACAUGCCGUCUCAAUCGAACGAUAUUGGUACAGAUGGGAUUGGCACAUCCUCAGUUUCUACAAAUAAUUCUGGUCUUAACGAAGACGAAACCGCUAGUUCGUCUUAUGUUCCAGAAACACCUGAGAAUCAAGAAAGAGAUCCAGAUCAGGAAAGUGCAAUAAGUACAUCAUCUUGUGAAAUUCCACCUUGUGCCGAGUUGAAUAUUGCAUCAUCUAGUGCAGAACAUACAAGUAUCCAUGACAAUGGGGUACCUGAAAUACCUACAUCUUCAUAUAAUUUGAAUCCAGACAUUACUUCAACUCAUGUGGAUUCUGUACCAACUUCUAGUUAUGAAGAACAAAAUGUAUCAACUUCUUAUGAAGUACCAAUUUCAAUGCCUGGCUUAGAGGAAACUCCGUCUCAAAAUUUUGUUACAGAAAGUACAGAUCAUAGAAAUGAACCAUCCAGUUAUUAUACUCAUCAUCAGGAAGUAACAGCAAGUUAUUAUGAAUCUGUAGGGCAAGAAACAAAUUCGAGAUUAGAUGAAGACCCACAAGAGGAAGUUACUCCCAGUUAUUAUGGUAGUAAUCCACAAGAAGCAAGUCAAAGUUAUUUUAAUCCAGAAGAAGCAACACCAAGCUAUUCCAUUCAUAAUGUCUCUCCCAGUUAUUAUGAUCACAGACCAGAAAGUGAAGCAAGUCAAAGUUAUUAUUCUGCAGAUGACAUAGAAAAAUCAGAGCAGGCUUCCUCACAAAAUAUUGAGGCAUCACAAAGUUUUUAUCAAGAGCAAUCUGAUGAACUAAAAUUAUCCCAACAAGGAGAAGCUACACCGACAUACACGGAAAGAUAUCCAGUUGAUUACACAUUGGAGAAUUCACCAAUAGAAAGACACGAUCUUGUAGAAAGUUCUGUACCAGCCACUAGGCCUACAGAGAGGUAA
Heterotrigona itama is the source of this 9120-nucleotide messenger RNA. The record is from the annotation of a GenBank genome assembly. Lineage: Eukaryota; Metazoa; Arthropoda; Insecta; Hymenoptera; Apidae.